Messenger RNA from Penicillium samsonianum, 711 nucleotides. RefSeq lists its product as uncharacterized. The record is from RefSeq and is a predicted model, not a curated record. Bases 1 to 711 code for a protein of 236 amino acids. Lineage: Eukaryota; Fungi; Ascomycota; Eurotiomycetes; Eurotiales; Aspergillaceae. The transcript has 2 exons.
AUGUCUGGAGCCACAUACACCAAUGCGCGAAUGAACCGAGGGAUCGCACCCAAAAGCUCUGCGCCACGCUAUGCCUUGAAAGCACCAGAGCGACAAGUCGCUUUUCGACUAGAACAUAUCGCGACGGAGAAAACAAUGCUACUUCUCAAGCCGCAUGGCGAUCCCAAGUCGGAUAAUGCAUAUAAGAUCUCGGACGAACACGGCUCUCUCGCAUUCACAGCGACUGGCCGGAAAUACCAUGAUCGCUCCUGUCGAGAACUCCGUGAUUCAUCCGGCUUACCGUUAUUCGAUAUCCACACGAAGCCGCUUUCAAAUCCUUUGGGUUGGGUCGUUACCUUGCCUGGGAGCAAAAUCAGCGACAUGAUAAUAGCGAAGGCGACACCGAAGUUGGCUUGGAAUAGCAUCAACUUGAUCUUCUCGUUUCGGAAUGGCGCGGCCGAAGAUAGAAAAAGCGAGGAGGAUAAGCAGCUCACGCUUACGGUUAAGAAACAUGGGGAGGCGCUGGCCUUCUUUGAUAUCGUGGAUGGGGACAGGAGGAUUGCUGAAUUACGCGAGAGUAUCACCCACAAUGAGCGGUUGGUUUUAAGGACAACGAAGCGCGGAGGAGGCCAUCGCCCUGCCUUAGAUCUCAUUGUCAGUCCUGGUGUGGAUAUAUCACUAGUGACGGUAAUUGCGGUCAUUGUGUCUGACUGGUUCUUCGGAUCAGGUUAA